GCCGUACGCUUCUACAAUUCAAUUGACGUUUCUUUCAUAUUUUCGCAUCCUAGAAUGCCCUGAGAUGGCAUAUCAAAUGAGAUGGGGUUCAUUUUUCGUGAAGUGUACCUUGUCUGGCUUGUGGAUCUCAAAGCUGACUCAGCGACUCGUCAACCUCAAACGGGGACCAUAUUUGUCCUCUAUCCAACUGUUUUGAUCACAUUUCAUCCAUGGCCUUUUCACCAUGAGCCUAUUCACAAGCUUAUAGCGACAAAUACAUACGCAGCUUUAAGGGGCACUCAUCGAUUACCAUCAGGCAUUUCCGGGUCUUCCGUGUUAUGAUGCGCGACAACGAUCUCCUGUUUAUCUGCCUCGCCGACCACCAUCACCAGGGGAUAUCGAAUCGAUAGACAUAUCCUUCUUAAUCAACCUUGGAUGCACGUGGAUCUUGCAUGUCGCAUCCAACCAUGCAUGAUCAUGAUGCACACGAAGACAUCGAGUUAGGAGAGCUGGAGAAUGACGCUUUCCUUCCCCGAGAGGACACCUCCAAACCUAUCUUCAAACAGCAAAGUAUUCUCACAAGAUGGAUUCCACCCCGGAUACGAAAAUUUGUCGAGAACAUCUCCAAAGUCUGGCUCAUGUUUGUUGUAUUGGUGGUGUUUGUCCUGGGUCUGUCCGUUUCUGCGUAUAUGAACGUAAAUGAGGCACUGGCAGUCAAUAUAUCUCCAGAGUCGAUAGCUUUACAAGACCAACUCGCGAAGAGUUUGAAUCAUACGUCAAUUCCAGGAUACGUUCUUGAAUAUGCUCCAUACGUCUAUCUCCACCGAGACGAUGUCUACUGUCCAAGUGAUAUGGCCAAGCAUCUGGAGAACGUUCACCCCACGAUCAACUUCACUGCUGUGGCUGGUGGUCCCGAUCCUCUCACGCUUGACAAUUUAAAUGAGUUGAACAAGCUGGGCGGAGAAGACAUAUUCCUCUCUUCCAAAGAGGAUGUCACCACUCUACCUAAGUUCUUGCAUGGACAAGAGCCCAAUCCAGUAACCUACCGAACCGACAAUGCCAAAAGCUGCGUCGUAAUCGUCGUGGACAAAGGCAACGGCAUCAUCGACGCUUUCUACAUGUACUGGUACAUUUUCAAUGACGGCCCUUCUGCACUCGGCCACCAAGUUGGAAACCAUCUCGGAGACUGGGAACACAACAUGGUCCGUUUUCAAAACGGCACCCCAACUGCAGUCUGGUACUCGCAGCACGAAUUCGGCUUCGCCUUUACCUACUCUGCUGUCCAAAAAAUCGGCAAAAGACCAGUCUCUUUCAGCGCCAAAGGCUCCCACGCAAACUACGUAGUAGCUGGUAAUAUCGAUCUCCACAACACCAGUACCUUGCAUUCCAUUUCCUAUAAAUCCUGACCCACUCACCUCAAGCCCACACACACUUACUAACACACUUCUCCCAGAUGGCCUCAUCCCCGCCCACAUCGUUUACGAUCGCACGCAGCAAGGUAAACUAUGGGAUCCGACCCUUUCAGCAUACUAUUACACGUAUGAAGUUGAGAGAAAGGAGUUCGUGCCAGCGGUGGAAGACACCCCGGUGAACUAUUUGUACUUUGAGGGGAAGUGGGGAGACGACCAGUUUCCCCAGAGUAAGAAGGGCCAGGAGGAGUUUUAUGGGUAUGUUAAGUGGAUUCCUGGGCCACAGGGCCCGUGGUUCAAGCAUUUGGAUAGAACGGAUGUUUGUCUGCCGGGGAGAGAGUGUGUUGUUAAGGGUUCGUUGUAGGAUUUGUGUCAGGAUAGAAGGGGGUUGAAUGGAGAAUUUCAGAUCGAAGAAAUGAAACUAGACAGUGUGUGGUCCUUUGUAGGUUAGUGCUGCAUUAUAUCCUCUGCUUUAGCCCUGGUUCUGUCAAAACACACCAGAAAUGACAAGAAGUUACUAUUCUGCUUCACGUCCUGACCGCCAG
Molecule: messenger RNA, 1933 nt
Organism: Cadophora gregata
Lineage: Eukaryota; Fungi; Ascomycota; Leotiomycetes; Helotiales; Ploettnerulaceae
Exons: 4
Coding region: 432-1385 (317 amino acids)
Source: RefSeq, a predicted model, not a curated record